UGUGCCAGAGGGAACUACACGGCGAAGACGCGCGGCCGCGAGGGUUCCGGAUGACAUGCUAUACAGCAAUUAAUCGUCUGAUCAUCAACGCUGUCAGUCACAGCUGUGACGCCUGCCUCCAAGCUGAGGGGAUCUCUAAUGCAGCCAGUUUCACAUACAUAUCAAGAGUGGUUGUACACAUCGCACUCUGGACAGAUGGCGAGUCAUCAAAAUACAACACUUUCCUGGCGGAGGUUGUAUCUAAGCAAAGCAAAAUUGAAAGCAAGCAGCCGAACUUCUGCUCUUUUGUCUGGAUUUGCAAUGGUGGCAAUGGUUGAACUUCAGCUUGAGAAAGACGAUAAAGUGCCAGAAGCCCUGUUGGUGGUAUUUGCUGUAUGCACAACACUGCUUGUGACAGUCCACUUGGUGGCACUCAUGAUCUCCACCUGUAUCUUACCUAACAUGGAGGCCAUUAGCAGUGGGGAGGGAGCAGCCAGCAUACAUGGUGUGCAGGCAGUGAACGAGUCUCCCCAUGAUAAGAUGCGGUUGUGUGUGGAAAUGGCCUGGGUCUGCUCUACAGGCCUCGGAAUAAUUCUCUUUCUCGUUGAAAUUGGUAUCUUGUGCUGGGUUAAAUUUUUUGAGCGGAGCCAGAAUGCCGCCAUUGCUUCUACUGUGAUAGUGAUACCAGCAGGAGUGUUGUUCGUCAUAUUUUCACUGGUUUUCUAUCGAAAACUGAUGGCACAUAAAUAUGAACUCCACGAAGAAGGCCUGAGAGAACUGGAGGAUUUGGCACAUGCCCUUAGCAAUGACAAUGAAACACAUCGACUCAAUGUUGUGUGAAAUUUCAUCAGUUUGUUACAGCCUUUGUGUGGAAUUCUUUCAGGAUUACAUUUCAAGGUUGUUUUGUUUUCAUAGCUUUACUUGUUGGAUGUCGUGGAUGUGUUCUAGCACUAGUCAUUUUUCGUAGGAUGAAAUGUUUUGUGCAGCUUGCUUUCUAUAGAGAAAAGAAAUGAAAUUUUCACAGAACUGGUUGUUUCACAGAAAAAUAAUGACCAGACUGAGGAGUUAAUCAGGUGCUUGUUUUCUUCAAUGAAGCAGUUCAGCUGGCCUGUGGACUGGCUGGUCAUGGGCUCUAGAGAGGAAUAGCUGACAGAGUUGUCUUUUGCAUCAAAUGCUGCAAGAUUGAAAGCAGGUUUCUGCCUACCCUGUAUCUUAAAUAGCAGUGGUAGAGAUCUGAUUAAUAUUAUGAUAAAAUCAGGAUGCAAAAUGAAUUUAUCACAAUUAUAUACUUGUCAUUUAUUCACUUCCUUGAGCAAGAGCCUUGAUACUAGCCUAAGUUAGGUUUCCUUGACACUGUGUUAAACUGGCCCCAAACCUUUACCAUGUUCUUUUAGGCAAACUUUCAUUACCAAAUAUUAUUUUAGUUGUCAGUUAUGCAAACUUUCUUUCUGUAUGUAAGCUAAUUUUUUUACUCAGCUAGUUUUCUGCUGGAGAAACAACUUUCAUUAGCAAAACUUUAUUUUUUCUCUCCUAACCAUGUUUGCUUUUGUACUAGAGCUAGUCAGGUUGUUAAGCGUUAUUUAAAGAGAAAUGACUUAUUAAUGACCUCUCCUUUUUUUUUAACUAGACAUUUCUCAAAACCAUGAUAAUAACCUAGAAGUCAGAAGGCAUGAGGGCUAAGUUUUUCCAUGCAGAAUUUUGCACAGUUGAAGAUAGUUUCUUUGUAUAUGUAAUUUGUUUACAAGCAACUUUAUGUCUUUCUUUUUUUAACCAAGUAGGUGUUUAGAUUUUUUUGUUGUUUUCUAAAUUUCAGAUGCUCUUCUUACAUCUUGCAUGCACAUAUUGUUUAUACACCAGCCUCCUGCAUAUACCUUUGCAUGUGUAUUCUUAUUUCAUAUUUCUUUGUGUUUAUAUUGCAUAUAUGUAUUUAUUAUGUGGAAUGUACACAGUUGGAGCGUUCACUUGCUAGUAAAUGGGAUGUUUUGUAAAACUAAAUCUUAACACUUCUUUCAUGGUCAUUUUCACAAAUACAAGGCAUCUGCUCAUAUUGUAAUUGUAGUACCCACCAGUACCACAUCCUUCUGUAUGUAACCUUCAAACAUGUUUACCAGAAUACAAGCUCAAAACAUCCAUCAAUCUUGCAAGUGUACUUCUGAUUUUAUUGAGGUUUAUAUUUCUUAAAUGAGGUGCUUGAUUUUUCCACGAACAUGUUUUCUUUUUUUUUUUUUUAAAUACUGAACGCGAGACACUGAUCCAUCUGUUGUGUUGGGGAGAUUUUUGGUACAGAAAAGCUAACUUUGUAAGUUUGUCUUUAAAAAUUGUAAGGAACCAUGGUUUAAGUUCUGCGCCACACUGAUCAUCAGGGUAUUAAAUGAUGUUAGGUGUGGAUGCUGAAUUAUUCUUGUAAUAAUAUGGUGACUGAUUUUAGCAUGAUGAUGCAUAACACUCUGUAUUAGAGAUAUGUGUGUGUAUGUCUCUCUCGCUAUCUAUAUAUGUAAUCUGAAGCCAUUACACCCAUAAGGUGAGUUUGCUUGCUAGGGUCAUUGUUAUAAAGUGAGGCUAUGUUUGUGCCAUAGAGCAUCCUGGGGAACUCAAGGAUAAGCUUCUUGUUUCCAAAGUUAUAAAGCUCUAUCCAGACCCCACAGAUGUUUUACCUCUGUAGCUGUAGUUAUAAAGUGGUAGGAAAGAAGCCCUGGGGUAAAGAAACAUAAAGUAAUAUCUGUGGGCAUAGCAUUGUAAUUAUGAAAACAAGAUGCUUUUCCUUGAGUUCUUCAUUUUGCCAUGGAAAAGUGACUUGCAUUCGCUUUAUAACUAUGACCCCUGGAGGGCUAACAACAGGAGAUUCCUGUAUGUAGAUCUUUAGAUGCUGAGUGUUUAUUGUGGGUUAUCUCCUCAACCAAGUCCCUGCUUUUAGUCACUUAGUAUUUAUUGGAACCUUUUUCUCUUAGAGUCAACUGACUUUAGCUGAUUUUUGUUUUUUUUUUAAUGUAAACCAUGGACUGUGUUUAACCACUGUUUACUAGGAGUCCUUUUUCACAGCUAGCUACCUGACAGUCACCAAAUCAAGUAGGGGUUUUCUCCUGCUUUAAGCCACUAAGCAUUUACCAGGAGUCUCUUUGUAAUGAGCCACCCGCUUUAGCGACUAGGUGGAGAUCAUUUCCUGAACCAGCUUCUCUUGGAUCUCUUUUGGGAUGUGAGUGCUCUGUCUCCAUGUGUGUGUGCAUCUGCACAUGCACAACAUCAUGCACACUACAGCUAUACAACAGUGUGUAAUAUGAUUUGCUAUGAUUGUGUGAUCUUACCUCAUUUAUGUCAAUAUGCAUAACUGUGUGUGUUACAUAACAUGAUUGCAUGUAGGAUGUAAAUGUGAAGCAUUUUUUGUCAUAAUAUAUUUGUGCAUAUUGAUACACGACAGUUUGCUUCAUUCUGAGCUGUGAUCAUAUACUUUUACUACCUUCAUGUCCCAAACUUCAGAUUGUGCUCAUUUACAUAUUAAAAAAAAGAAAUAGGUUGGAAUUUUGAAAUAAUCUGGCUUGUUACUGCACUGAUCUGAAAAACAUCUGGACAAUUUUUGUAUGGUUUCUACUCAUGUGUACAGAAUUGUGUACACUUUUGGAAUUAAAAACAUUCCUUUUGUAUGUUUCUCUCACUGAUUUCGCAUGCAAACUAAAGUCCAUUUUAUGUGCUUAAUUAUUUUUCAAAAUUUUUGUAAUGCUUCAUUCUAUCCUGAAAAAUCCAUGUUAUGUUUGCAUGGGUAUAUACCUAAGAGACAGCACAGUGUUAAUGAAAGUGAUAAUCAGACUUUGGCUGACAAAUUAGCCAGAGAGAUUGCUGUCAUUGCCAUGGUAAAAGUGUAAAAACAUCUCCUGUAUGACUCUUGUCUGUAUUACUCUUUGCUUUGUUAGUAGUAAUGCACUGCCCUUCAGUCAAAUGAACUUGCUCUUGUGGCAGCAAAGAAUUAGAUGCUAUCUCUGUACUUUGUGAAGUACUACAGGAUGGAGCAGAGUAUGAAAGCAGGAAAAGAAGGUUGGAAAUUUGUUCUAGCCUGUUUGUGACAUUAUCACACAGUUGUGGGGCUCAUGCAUAGAUCUUUGCAGCAUCGAGGGUGGGGCUGUGAUUAAAUGCUUGAUGUAAAUGCUGGGUCCACUUUUCAAAGAUAGGCAAUUGUACUUUAUUAUCUGUCCACUUCGUACAUUUUCAGGCUUGACUACCCCCUACAGUCUGCAUAUAGUCUUGAUGGAUUUAGACAUUUUACUCUGCCCAAAACCAAGGUGGUAUUGCAGCCCUAUGCUCCUGAAGGAGUAGCAAUGAAUAGAUUGUAAUAAAGAGAAUAGAGCAAGCAGUUAAUAAUAGCAUUAAAAAAAAAAAAGGGAAAGUAAAGGCAAGACACAAGUAACUGAUGUAUUAAAAUGUUUGUUAACUUAUCUGCAUUUUCAGCUUAAUUUAACUUCCUCUAGGUGCAGAUCAUAGUUUCUAAAUGUUUUUCCUGCUCCAUUUCUAAGACUUUAUGAAACAUUCUCCAUUGAUACAUACUUUCAACUGAAUGAUAGUGGCUUCCAUUGCAGUAAAGAAAUAGCAGUGUGAUAAGUAUAAAUGAAGGUCAAGUGUGCAGAUACAAGAGCCAAGCUUGUGGAUCUGAAAGAGAUGCACAAAAUAACCUGAUGUAAGGCUCCAGUACUGUGGUGUGUUAACAGUUAUUUUGCAAGUAGCCAUGUCUUUAUUUUUCCACAACUGUUUUUUUGUAUGACCCUGAUUUCCAGUUGAUCUUUUUACUUAAUGAAGUCAUCUUGAACUACAGAUGUUUCUUGGUGUAGCAUAUGUCUCUUCCGACUGGAAUCUGUAGUAUUUCAGUGUGUGGGUGGGGGUUGCGUGGGUUUACCAAAGAGAGCUGCUUUUGUCUUCCACACUUGCCACAUGUCCAUAGUAGCUGCAGUUUUUGAUAGAGUGGUUGCAUCGAUUUUAAAAAACUGUUCUCCAUUCAUACGUAAACAGAGCAUUCCCCAAGACCUUGCAUUCCAUUGUCGUUUUCUUGCAAAUGAACUUAUUCUAUGGUGCUCUCAGGUUUCUUCGAAAACUUCAUUCUUGUAUUGUAGUUAUUUAAUUUUUGACUGAACUUAGAGGGAAUUAUGUGCUGUUAAGAGUGUUACAGAAAGAAAAUGUUAUGAAUGAGCAUGAAGAUACACAGACCUCUAUUGCAUAUUAUUAAAUUUUAAAUAUAUAUGUAUAUAUGAUGUGCAAUAUAGCAUUACAGUCUUUUGUUAACACUGUGUUGUGUGGAAAUAAGAUAUAAAUGAGUUUAUUUUUAAAAAAAACCAUGAUAGAGCACUUAUUUUGCAAGCUAUUACAUUACUCAUUUUGUGGUCCUCAGUGCAAAGUGUUUAUGUUCACGUGAUAAUGUGGGGAAAAAACAAAAUGCUCUUCAUUGUCAUUAUGAUGAUAUGCCUACAAGUGGUUAAAUGCCUUAAAGAUUGUUAUAUCUUCUAAGCACUAAAAAAAAGAUUAUAGAGAAAAUAUAAAUAUUUUUGUCAUAA
Molecule: messenger RNA, 5510 nt
Organism: Pomacea canaliculata
Lineage: Eukaryota; Metazoa; Mollusca; Gastropoda; Architaenioglossa; Ampullariidae
Product: protein orai-3-like
Exons: 2
Coding region: 139-819 (226 amino acids)
Biological process (GO): store-operated calcium entry
Cellular component (GO): membrane
Molecular function (GO): store-operated calcium channel activity
Source: RefSeq, a predicted model, not a curated record